AUGGGGGCGCGGCAGCUGCUGCUGGUCGUCCUGGCACUGUGCCUGUGCGGGCCCCUGCUGUCUGUCCGCACGCGGACCCGGGCUCCUCUGCCAGAAUCCCAAAUAGAAAACGCUACUCCAGGAAUCCGAACAUUUCUAGUCAGGAAUCGUGUUGAUAAUUACGAAGACUUCCCACACGAAGAUGUGGAGGGGGUAAAUGAAAGCAGCGUCCCUGAAGACAGAUUAGUCUCCGUCAAUAAAAGCCAGCCCUCCCAGAAGCGACCCCCCGCAUUCAUCUCCGAGGAGGCCUCCGCUUACCUGACCAGCACGUGGCUGACAGUCUUCAUCCCAGCUGUUUACACCGGGGUGUUCAUGAUGAGUCUUCCUCUGAACAUCAUGGCCAUUGUCGUGUUCAUCGGGAAAAUGAAGGUCAAGAAGCCGGCUGUCGUGUACAUGCUGCAUCUGGCCACGGCAGAUGUGCUCUUUGUGGCUGCGCUCCCCUUUAAGAUCAGCUAUUAUUUUUCUGGAAAUGACUGGAAAUUUGGGUCUGAGAUGUGUCGCUUUGUUACGGCAGCGUUUUACUGUAACAUGUACGCCUCCAUCAUGCUCAUGACGGUCAUCAGCAUUGACCGCUUCCUGGCCGUGGUGUAUCCCAUGCAGUCCCUCUCCUGGCGCACUCUGGGGAGAGCUUCCUUCGCUUGUCUGGCCAUCUGGGCCGUGGCCAUUGGGGGGGUGGUGCCCCUUGUCAUCAAGGAACAAACCACCCAGGUUCCGGGCCUCAACAUCACCGCCUGCCAUGAUGUGCUCGGCCAAACCCUGCAUGACGACUAUUAUGCGUAUUACUUCACAGCCUUCUCUGCUGUCUUCUUUUUUGUGCCACUGGCCAUUACCACAGUCUGUUAUGUGUCUAUCAUCCGAUGUCUGAGCUCUUCUACUGUUGCCAGCCCGACCAAAAAGACCCGGGCUCUGUUCCUGUCAGCUGCUGUUUUCUGUAUCUUCAUCAUUUGCUUUGGACCUACGAAUAUCCUCCUCAUUAUGCACUAUUCCCUCUUCUCUUCCGAUUCCGCCAUGGAGUCUGCCUACUUUGCCUACCUCCUCUGUGUCUGUGUCAGCAGUGUAAGCUGUUGCAUCGAUCCCAUGAUUUACUAUUACGCUUCCUCCGACUGCCAGAGGUACCUCUACAGCAUCUUGUGCUGCAAAGAAAGUUCGGAUCCCACCAGUUACAACAGCAGCGGUCAGUUAAUGGCAAGCAAAAUGGACACCUGCUCUACCAACUUGAAUAACAGCUUAUACAAAAAGCUGUUGACAUAG
Messenger RNA from Elephantulus edwardii (Cape elephant shrew), 1290 nucleotides. RefSeq names its product coagulation factor II (thrombin) receptor (gene F2R). Gene Ontology annotation, biological process: phospholipase C-activating G protein-coupled receptor signaling pathway; positive regulation of Rho protein signal transduction; thrombin-activated receptor signaling pathway. Gene Ontology annotation, molecular function: thrombin-activated receptor activity. The record is from RefSeq and is a predicted model, not a curated record. Gene Ontology annotation, cellular component: membrane. NCBI's taxonomy places the organism in Eukaryota, Metazoa, Chordata, Mammalia, Macroscelidea, Macroscelididae. The transcript has 2 exons. The coding region runs from base 1 to 1290 and encodes 429 amino acids.